Coregonus clupeaformis (lake whitefish) is the source of this 3170-nucleotide messenger RNA. RefSeq names its product BMP-binding endothelial regulator protein. Gene Ontology annotation, molecular function: protein binding. The record is from RefSeq and is a predicted model, not a curated record. NCBI's taxonomy places the organism in Eukaryota, Metazoa, Chordata, Actinopteri, Salmoniformes, Salmonidae.
CGCAUGUUGUGUAUCCAGGCUUGUUUGUAGUGAAACGAGAUCCAGCCUCGAGAUCCGAUAGCAGUAGGUGGGUCUCUCACAGCGCGGUAUUGUACGGAGGGUUUCAUUACCACAGCCGCAGGGAGCAGCGGGCAAGAUUGGACGUCAAUUCACUGGGAUUAUUAAAACCCCGGCAACGAUUUAAAUAUUGAGGGGCCGUUCUCGUUUUGUUUGGAGGAGGUUCCUGCACCCUGCGGGGAUGUUUAACUGGAGUAGUAGGGUUUCUAUUACGCUGGCAUCGCCGUGCGCCUCAGUAGGAGCAGUUAACUGUAACUCUGGGCUGGAGGUGGUUUGCUUCUCGCGGAGCUCCGAGUGAGAGAGACCAGUGCCGGCUCGUGUAGCCUAACCUAAAGCCCGCUACUCAGCCUGAGACAGUUGGACAGCAUCUCCGCGCAAAACGGACCUACAAUUCCGAACGCAACCGGUUUAUUUUAGCGCUUGACAACAUCUGUAAUAUUUUUGGUAUUGCCAAACAUGAGGAUUUUUGAAGACAUUUAAUUACGAGUAUAUCUUUAGUCUAUUUUGGGAAUUUAUUUCCCAAUAGUUUUAUUUGUCAUUUUUAUUAUACGCAUCUGUUUUACUUUAAUAUCUUAUCAACUUUGUUUUUCACUAAAACUUUUUGGGAAACAUUUUCUUACCCCAGCACUUGUUUUGGGAAAACAAGAGCGCUCCUGGACGUGACAUGAGGACUGUCGCCUGGCUGUCCGCUCGGCAUUGUCAUUGUAAUUUUCAUGUGUCAUGUCGAUUGUCGGAUGCCCGAGGACACGCGAUGUCGUUUUGCAUUUUGACAAACUGAAGGUUAUGGGCUGGAACAAAACGAACUGAGGAACGCUAUAGUAGCCUGAAUGGGGGCAAUUAUGCUGGAGUCCCAUAUAUUCUAGGGUUUUCAUUCGCACACCAACCCAUGGGGAUUUAAAUAUAUAUAUAUAUAUAUUCUAGCAUACCAUUUUAUUUUUUACGUUUUCCUUUCUUUCUUUUUUACUGGACCAAUUUUAGGAUGGUGUUAUAUUGCUGCUCGAGCGCCUUGGAACUUUAUAUUAAGUUCACCUGCAGCUUUUUAUUCGUGUUUUUACUGUUCCAAAUUCCACAGUCCUCCUCGCCUUUAAUUACAGGUACAGAAGCCAGCUGCGAGAACGAAGGAGAGGUGCUCCACAUACCCAACAUAACGGACAACCCGUGCAUCACCUGCGUCUGUCUGGAUGGGAAGGCAGACUGUAAGCAGGAGAAGUGUCCCCUGGUGUCUGAGGACUGUGCUCUGGUGGUCAAACAGACGGGAGCCUGCUGUGAGAGAUGCAAAGGUUGUCAGCUGGAUGGAGAGUCCUAUAAUAGUUCUGUCUCCUGGACCAGCUCCACCAAGCCCUGCAUCUCUCGCCGCUGUCAGGAAGGUGUCAUAACUGAAGCGGAAGUGCAAUGUGUCGUCCACUGCAAGAACCCCAAGAUUCACCCCAAGAAGUGCUGUCCAACGUGCCAGAGCUGUAUCUUCGAGGGCCGUCUGUACAAAGAGAGGGAAGAGUUUCACCCAGAGAGAAAACCCUGUAUUAAAUGCACCUGCACUGGAGGGCGGACCCUAUGCAUCAGGGAGGUGUGUCCUGUCCUCUCAUGCCCCACCCACCUGAGCCACACUCAGCCCGGACAGUGCUGUCCCAAGUGCCUCGGUCAGAGGAAAGUGUUUGACCUGUCGAUGGGAAGUUGUCUGUUCCACAGUGAGGUCUAUGAGAACGGCACCUCCUUCAAGCACGACAACUGCACCAGCUGUACCUGCAAGAAUUCCACUGUGGUGUGCAGGAAGCGCUGCUCUCGGCCUGGCAGUUGCCAUGGUGACCAGUGCUGUGAGGAGUGUCUGUCCUUCGUGAAGGUAGCGGAAGUGAAGUACUGCCGGGUCAGGAACAAGAUCUACCGGGAGGGAGACAUGUGGUCGUCUGUGAACUGCACCCUGUGUGCCUGUAUCAAUGGGGCCAUCGAGUGCCAGCCAAAGCAGUGUGUGCCAAUCAUCAGUUGCCCCUCGAAUAAGAUCCUGAACAGAACAGGCUGCUGCCCGGUUUGCACUGAAAAGCCAGGCGUGUGUACCGUAUGCGACCCCCACUACAACACCUUCGACGGGCGCACGUUUAACUCAGGAACCUGCCAGUAUGUUCUGACUCAAGACUGUGGUGGUGUCCCCUCCGGCGGGGGUGGAAACAGCGCCGACUCUGGCUUCACGGUUCUGGUGAGGAACGAUGCGAGGCGAACCCGCUCCUUCUGGACCCAGUCAGUGGAGCUGAGGGAUAGGAGGGCUGAGUCUCAGCCUGCACCGCACCUGACGGUGAGGAGGAACAGCACACGCAUCGCCCUGCCCUACCAUGGCCCUGGGGUCCACAUCGACCUGGAUGGAUACCUGCUCAAACUCACCACCUCGUCUGGAGAUCACGUGGGGACGGGGACAGCUUUUGUGGAGGUGGUGGCUGCUCCUCACCUGCGCCGUGGUCGUCUCUGGGGCCUCUGUGGGAACUACAAUGGACACAAGCGGGAUGACACCAUGGGCAGCGACGGCCUCUUCAAGUUUCGUGUGGAUGAGUUUGCCGAGUCGUGGCGCGUGGACGGAACGCAGGUUUGUGCCCAGCCCCUCAGGAGGCCCACCUCGUACCUCUGUCCCGGCAGUGUAAAGGUGAAGUUCCGCGCCCACAGGGAGUGUCAGAAGCUCAAGUCUUGGGAGUUCCAAAAGUGUCACCGGGUGGUGGACUUUGCCUCCUUCUACAGGUCCUGUGUAACAGACAUGUGUGAGUGUCCGGUGCAUAAGAACUGUUACUGUGAGUCCUUCAUUGCCUACAGCCGGGCCUGUGAGAGGGAGGGCCCCGUCCACUGGAAGCCAGAGGCUGCCUGCAUGGCCACCCAGUGUAAACACGGAGCGGUGUAUGACACCUGUGGCCCGGGCUGCACCAAGACCUGUGACAACUGGAACGAGAUCGGGCCUUGCCACAAGCCCUGCGGCGGCUGCCACUGCCCAGCCAACCUGGUGCUGUUCCAGGGCCGCUGCAUCAAGCCCACAGCCUGCCCUGGCCGGUGACCCUAGUGUCCCAGAGGAAGGGGGCCGAGAGAGGGCCAAACAACCAACACUGCCUGGCACUCAGGGUUCAUACCUGGGGGAGUGAGGA